AUGUCCGUGAUUGUCGCUGCCUCCGUCGCCAGCCACACCACGGCCUCCGCGCCCAGGCCGCACAUCCUCUACAACGUCCAGGUCAAGACCGCCGACGGCAAGACGUCCACGGUUCCCAAGCGCUACUCUGACUUCGUCGCCCUGCACGACACGCUGAACGACCCAGGCUCCCUCCCGCCCAAGCGCAUCCUGGCCACGACCUUCGUCCCCGCCGCCUGGCUCGAUGACACUCUCAUCGCAGAGCGCAAGGCUGGACUGUCCGCCUACCUCACCGGCCUCCUCCACUCGCCCCAAUUCCGUGCGCACACGACCGUCAUCGAGUUCCUCACGCCCUCCAGCGUCUCCGCCAGCUCGCGUGACUUCAACCCAGAAGACGCGCUUCCGUCUACCCUCACGCGCAAGGCCGCACUCGAGGCGCAGGACAAGCUCUCCGCACAGGCUACGCCAAUCUACGCAGCGUACUACCCCGACUGGUCCUCCGACCAGUUCCCUCCAGCCUCUCUCGACUUCUCCAAGUUUGACAUCCUGCUCUUCGCGUUCGCCACCCCGAACUCGUCGUCCACGAUCAGUUUCGAUUCCGGAUCGACGUCGACGCUGAAGACGCUCGUCACGAGCGCCCACAACAGCGGCAAGGGCACCAAGGUCGUGCUCUCCAUCGGUGGAUGGGGUGGGAGCACGUACUUUUCGCAGGCGAUGAGCAGCUCGGCGAACCGCACGACGUUUGUGAAUGCCUGCGUCAGCGCCGUGAACACGUACAACCUCGAUGGUAUCGACAUUGAUUGGGAAUACCCCAACGAGUCCGGCGCAGGAAACCCUCACUCCAGCUCCGACGCUGCCAACCUCCUGUCGUUCUUCAAGUCGCUCCGCACCGCGCUCGGGACCUCGAAGAUCAUCUCCGCCGCCGUCACGCAGCUGCCCUGGACCGGCUCCAACGGCCAACCGCUCACGGACGUCUCUGCCUACGCAGCCCAGAUGACCUACGCGAACAUCAUGAACUACGACGUGUUUGGCGCGUCCUCCAGCCCUGGCCCGAACGCGCCCCUCGGCAACCUCUGCGGCAACUCGCAGCUCCCACAGUACUCCGCACAGGCCGCGCUCUCGCAGUGGACCGCCGCGGGCUUCCCGAAGUCGAAGCUCGUGCUCGGCCUCCCGCUGUACGGGUACGUCUCGCAGAGCUCGAAGACAACGCUGCAGCACAUCGCCCGCCCGCCCGCGGGCCUGAAGGUGCAGGAGUACAAGGAGAAGGUGCUCGGGCUGCCGCAGCGCGGGCUCGCGUGCCCACUGCCGUCCGUGCAGGACGCCGCUGGGGAGAGCGGGAGCGGGGAGAAGCCGAACAUGCUGGCUCCUUCAGGGAACCACGCUCGUGAGGGGGCGCAGAAGGCAAAGGAUGGGGAGGAGCUCAAGGCGGAGGCGGCGGGCGAUUUGAGCAGCUUCUUUGGUCAGCAGAUCGCGUUCGGCCAGCUCGUGUCGCUUGGGGCGCUCACGAAGACGUCCUCGGGCACAUACGUCGCCGCGAACGGGUACACUGAAGGCUGGGACGACUGCAGCGACACGCCGUUCCUGUUCAACACGUCGCGCAAGACGGUCGUGACGUACGACGACACGUACUCGCUCGGCGACAAGGCGCUGUUCGCGAAGCAGAACGGCAUGGCGGGCGCGUUUACGUGGUCGCUCGACCAGGACGAUGGGUACACGUUGACGAACGUCAUUCGCUCGAACCUGGGCAAGUGA
Messenger RNA from Trametes versicolor FP-101664 SS1, 1731 nucleotides. Its product is annotated as glycoside hydrolase family 18 protein. Gene Ontology annotation, biological process: chitin catabolic process; carbohydrate metabolic process. Gene Ontology annotation, cellular component: extracellular region. Lineage: Eukaryota; Fungi; Basidiomycota; Agaricomycetes; Polyporales; Polyporaceae. The transcript is spliced from 9 exons. Bases 1 to 1731 code for a protein of 576 amino acids. Gene Ontology annotation, molecular function: phosphatidylinositol binding; chitin binding; chitinase activity. The record is from RefSeq and is a predicted model, not a curated record.